CUUCCUUCCUUCCCUCUUUGUUUGUGGCGGCGGAGGAGGCCCAGAGCUCCAUUCAUAGGGAGCCAAUCACCGUCGCGCUUCCUGGCGGCGCUCGGCCAAUGGCGCAGCGACGUGCUUGCCGGUCACGCUCCGACCGCGGGGAGGCAAGAAGCGAAUGGGCCAGUGUCUGUCGGUCGGGCAAGCUAACUGCUAACGUCUCUUCAUUUACAAUUUGAGUCUUCAGCGAGCUUUUUCCUCGGGAGCAAAGGCGCGGACUCGCUUUGGAAAAAUCCAAACCACCCGACAAUAUUGAGCUGGGCCGGCUAAAAGGUCAACGAGCGGCUUUGUUGGGCUAAAUUAGCGUGUCUCCUGCUAGCGUCAUCGGCGAGGCGCCAGUCAAUCGUGUUUGACAACAACGCGCUCGCUCGCUUGCUCCCGCUGCUCUCCCGCCGCUGCUGCGGUUCCGUUAUCCGCUACCCCAUUCACAAGGCGCUUGCUACAAAGUCGACAUGGCCGAGUUUCUGGAAGACCCGUCGGUGCUUACGAAAGACAAGUUGAAGAUCGAGCUGGCGGCGAACAAUGUGGCGCUGCCGAGCGGCGAGCAUAAGAAAGAAGUCUACGUGCAGCUCUAUUUGAAGAAUUUGACGGCGCAGAACAGCAAGAGGAGCCCGCCUGCCGACACUUUCUCCAGCGACGACGAGCUGCCCACCCCGGUGGUCUCCAACAAAAGCCGAUCCGGCAGAAAAGCCACCAAGAAGACGGACAAGCCUCGCAUAGAGGUGGAGGUGACGGAACUCACCGAUGAUGACCUCAGACAGCAACUCGCCAAGUAUGGAGUGGACGCGGGACCCAUCGUGGCCUCGUCGCGCAAGUUGUACGAGAAGAAGCUGCAGAAGCUUCUGGGAGAGCUGGCGGCCGAGGCCCCUGCCGACGUCACCGUGCUCCCCAAAGCCGACGCCGAUCAGAACGGCAACACCAACUCUGACCAGUACAGCGACAAGGAAGACGAGGAAAUGACCAGCGCCGAACCACCGGAGUCGGUUCCCGUCGUAGAGAAGCCCGUGCGCAGCAGAGGGAAAACUCCUGUAGCCGUGCGGAGCGGCAGCAGACGGCAAACCAAGGUGCCGGAGGCGACCGGCGACGCCCCCGUCAAACUCAGCGAGAGCGUGGUGGAAGACAUCCUGGCCAAUGAAAUCAGCACGCCGACAGGCAUCAGCGCCACCUGCAGGCGUCCCAUCCGAGGAGCGGCGGGCCGACCGCUCAAGCCCAGCGAGUACUGGCUGGACGAGUCGCACGUGCGCCACAGCGUCCACACGGAGAGCCGCUCCUACUCGGAGUCCUUCUCACGGGGGGCGGCCCCCUCAUUGGCCACCGUGGGCGCGGCGCGGCGCGCCGGCGUCCUCUCCCUCCUGCUCAAGCUGGCCCUCUUGGUGGCCGUGCUCUGCGGCCUGCUUUUUGUAGCCCAGCAGAAUCUGGAGGCGGCUCACGUCCUGCUGGACGACGCGGCGGUCCGUUUCCGGGACGUGGCCCGGCAGGCCGCCGCCUACCUGGGCCUGGGCGACCAGCCCGAGGCGUAAGGUCUGUCUGUCUCGCCCCUGCCGCACAACUGCGUUCACUCGACAAAAACUGGCUUCAAAGCACUUUGGA
Molecule: messenger RNA, 1626 nt
Organism: Syngnathus acus (greater pipefish)
Lineage: Eukaryota; Metazoa; Chordata; Actinopteri; Syngnathiformes; Syngnathidae
Gene: tmpob
Product: thymopoietin b
Exons: 6
Coding region: 489-1556 (355 amino acids)
Molecular function (GO): DNA binding
Source: RefSeq, a predicted model, not a curated record